CCGUCGGCGGAGUGAGUCCUCAUUUCCAUUACUGACUUUUUAGUCUUUGCUCACCAAGUGACAAAAGUGAUUACUACAAACGUGUUUUUAGACGUCGUUUGCUUGAUUAUUUUAAAAGUGAGGUUCAAAAACGUUUGUGUCGCCGUGGAGUUACUUCGUAUUUAAAGGACAAAGUGAAAUUUGUCCAGCUACAUUAAACUAACAUUGUGAUCUAAAUACUAUUCGUAAUUCUGAAUCGCCUACAGCAACUGUGAUUUAACAAGUAAUCUGCGCUUUAUGUCGUUUUAACGACGAGAAUGAAGAUGAUGCUGCCUACUGCUCUUCUGUACCUCAUCUUCAUCGCAGGAGAAGCGCAAUAUGUCUCUUCCCAGAGGAUUCGCACAAGCAACAGGGCGACCUUGAAUGUGACCUUGGUAUACCCUGAAGAUGCGACAGUACUGAUCGGGGCGCUCUUCCCCAUCCACAAUAGCAAAAGCGUCAGUGGAGAAGAUGUGUGUAGUGAAUUACAGGCGGAGGAUGGUAUUCAGCUGGAGGCAAUGUUAUAUACGUUGGAUGAAAUCAACUCUAAUGCAGACUUCCUCCCUGUAAAGCUCGGAGCCCUCAUCAUGGACUCCUGUAAUUCGCCCAGUUUAGCUUUAGACCAGACCCUUGGUUUCAUCAAAGGGUUCUUAGCUGGACAGAACCAGUACCACACUUCCGAGUUCAUGUGCGGAGAUGGCAGCAUUCCGUUAUUUAGAGGCGGAGAGUUCGAUAAAGUGGUGGGAGUCAUUGGUGCUCAACAGUCUUCGAUUUCCGUUCAGAUGGCCAGCGUUCUCCGAGUGAUCGAGAUGCCGCAGAUCAGCUACCUGAGCACUUCGGCAUCACUCAGCAAUAAGGAGAGAUACCCAUAUUUUCUGAGGACCGUCCCGUCGGAUUCGAACCAAGCUGAAGCUAUACUCAAGAUUUUAAGGAAUUUCGGGUGGUCAUACGCCAGCCUAGUUUACAGCGGAGAUGACUACGGAGAAGAUGGGCAUCGCCAACUGAUGACCAAAGCAGCAGAGUUUGAUGUGUGCUUCGCCUCCCCUCCGCACAAGAUCUCCAGAGACGACACUGACCAUCACUACCGGAGAGUCGUAGAGGACCUCACCAGCGAAGCCACAGUGGUUGUCGUUUUCGCCAACCGCCAAAUCUUUUCGAACCUGAUGAGAACCGUUGAGCUGGCUGGUCUGCACUCCAAGUUUAUGUGGGUGGGAUCGGAUGGAUGGAGCUCAAGCACUCCCGAGGAAACGGAAAGUGUUCUAGAGGGCGCCAUCACUGUUGAGCCCUUAGCACGACCUCUACCUGGAUUUGAUGAGUACUUCCAGUCCCUGAGGCCUGAGAACAACGCUCGGAAUCCUUGGUUCACCGAAUACUGGAAGAGCAACAACCGCAACCAGCAAAGGAAGAAGCCAUACCGCCAAAUGCAGUGGCUACAUUUUGUAAGGGACGCCGUCUACGCCUUCGCGCAUGCGCUACACAACUUAUGGCUAAUGAACUGCAAUGGCCAAGAGGGGCUUUGCAAUAAAAUGGGGCAUGAUGGACAUAUUCACGGAGACGAUCUCUUUGAACAGCUUCUCAAAGUUAAUUUUACAGACGUCACGGGUAAAGCCUUCCGAUUUCUGGAAAACGGAGCAGGGCUCCCACGUUACACCGUUCAGAACUACCAAAGGGUUACGAACUUCAACUACUCUUGGGUACCUGUAGGAAAUUACUCUCCAGUAUUUUCACACCAAAGUAAAGGUACGUCAGCAGAUCAACCAGAAUUGUUCUUGAGUGAGUCACUUAUGAAGUACCGUCACGACUUGCCGUUCCCAGAGUCUUCAUGUGGUGUUCCUUGUCAACCUGGCCAGGCUAAGAUUCCUCUGCAAGACACCUGUUGCUGGCGCUGCGAAAACUGCCAGCAGCAUCAGUACCUGAACAGCAGUACACAGCAGUGCAACGACUGUGAUAAGUGCAAGACGCCAAAUGCCAACCGUAAUGGCUGUGUCGAAAAAGAAGAAAAAUUCAUUGAUUAUAAGAACAGAUGGGCUAUAACCUCCAUGGCUUUCGCUAGCACCGGGAUCUUCAGCACAGUGCUCGUAGCCGUCAUAUUCUGGGUACACCUUGAUACCCCCGUCAUCAAAGCGGCGUCAAGGGAACUCUCGUACAUUCUACUGGCGGGGAUCAUGCUCUCCUUCGUCAUGACCUUCGUCAUCGUGUCUCCGCCCUCAAAGUUCACCUGCGGUCUCACUAGGUUCUUCCUUGGGUUUAGUUACACUGUCUGCUACGCCGCCAUCCUGACCAAGACCAACAGGAUCUCGAGGAUAUUCAACAAGAACCCUACGAAGCCAACGAAGGCUCGCUAUACAUCGCCGCUGUCUCAGCUUGUGAUUGUUACCCUCCUCGUGAGCGUUGAAGUGGUUAUCAAUAUUUCCUGGCUGGUGUACUAUACACCGACCACUAAACACCUGUGUGACCAGGCGUCGGAUUACCGGAUCAGAAUCUGCAAUGGCCUGGACGACUAUUCUUACAUCGUUGGACUUAUCUAUCCUCUUGUCCUCGUCUGCUUCUGCACUGUCUAUGCCAUUAAGACUCGUAAGUGUCCAGGGGGAUUCAAUGAGGCCCGCUAUAUCGCCUUCACCAAUUAUACGACGUGCCUGAUCUGGCUGGUCUUUGUGCCACUCUACAUCUCAACCGGGGCCACAGACGACGUCAGGAUUGUCACUUUAGCCAUGUCUCUUUCAUUAGGGGGAUUUGUGCAGUUAGGAUGCCUGUUCUUCCCCAAAAUCCACAUCGUGUUAUUCAAACCUGAGAAGAAUACCCGGGAUGCAGUCAUGAGCAUCACCCGCACCUCAUCGUACAGAGGUUCUGGAAGGAGACCCGGCCCAGAGGAUCAGAACCAGUCUACACCAGCUAUUAUUUUCCUUAACAACACAAAACAAGGUAGUAAAGAAGACGGAGGCUUAAAGGUGCCACCAGCCCAUUUUGACCCUGUUGUCGUAACCAACAAAGAUCCAUCAGGCAAGGUCAACGAAGGAUACCUCUCUGUCAUACCUCCAAGAAAUCAAGACACGGCUGGCAUGUAACGACCGAAAUGAGUGCUGAAGACGAACCUCUUUCAGAAAUGUCGGGGUAUCCUUCAUGGUGUAGCUAAUAAAAACUGAAUUGCCAUCUGCAGCUGUCUAACUGCUUUAGAAACCGAGACAAUAAGCUGCUGCCUUAAAUAUCAGUAUGAAACUGGUGAUAUGGCUGUUCACUAACUGAAACCAACGUCAUACAUCACAAGCUGAGAAAGAACGAUUCGUCAUCGUCGUAAGAUGUAGGUUUCUCGAGACCUUAUGAUAAAAUCAGUUAGAAAAUAACAAGUUCAGCAUUUAGGCAUCGUGUGGCAUUUCAUUUUUCGCUAACAAAAAAUUGUUGGGGUAUUCCACAUUGUCUUAACUUCGUAAAACUAAUAUGUUCGAAAUUAUCCAUUUUUGUACAUAUUUUUUCUACUAACGGUGUGCUCUGAGCGACAUAUAAAUAUAUAGGCAAUAUUUAAUACCCGGGAAAGAUAGAAGAAUGAUGUGUCUUGAAUUACGACGUCUGGUAAUGUUUCAAUGACAAUUCUGCUUUAUAUUAUGGAAAAGGUUAAUUGAAAGUUUAAUCAAUUGAAAAACUUGUAAAUAUAGCGUAUAAUAAGCAUGUGAUAUUUUGAAAAUCAGCGACCACCUUAUUGAAAGGUGAUGUAUAUGGUUUAAAGAGGUUUAUACGUAUUUAAGUUAGAAAUAAAGCAAAAUCGAAAAAGAACUAAUCUUGUUAGUGCCAUAGAUAUGAUUAAAGUCCUUGACAUCAUUGUUCUGACAAUGAUGUCCCGUUUAUUUGACAGGAAUUACCUGUUAUGAGAUAAUUGUGGAUAUCAUCAAGAAUCCGUGCGAAGAUGUGGAACGAUAAUGAGAUCGACUCAGUUCUUCAUUACUUCAGCAAACCUGGGAAAACAAAGCCCGUUUUUUUUUUUUUUUUUUUUUAGAAUAAUGUUCGUGAAAAAAACUUGAUAGACAGAAGUAAUCCAUAUGAAAUACGACACGACGCAGUGCCUCUUCAAGUCGUAAGAUCUUUUGCGAACUCAGAGCUUAACUGCUCUGGCUCCAGUGCCUGCAGACUCCUCGAAUUUUUAUGCCAAGGGAAACGAACAGUGAUCAGCACUGAAGCAUUGCUUCGAAACACGCUAACGCCUUUGUUGAAAUAACCUCAAUGCAAUGUCCCAUCCAUUAACGUUAUUUGGACAGCAAUUUUAGAUGAUUUAGGAUCUAACCAAAAUAGGAAAACGAGGUUAGGAUUCGUGUCUACAAUGUAAACUGCAAUAUGAUUGUUAUAGUCUUUGUAUGUCUUUGUGAGUAUCCACCGAACACCGAAUUCACCAUCUAAGAUGCUUUAUGAGUAAAAAAGUGAGCUAUUCGUGUGUAUAGAGUCAGUUAUCAUUGUAGUUUAGGCUGAUCAUUUUCGUCGUAAUUAGGAAAUAACUGGCUCAGACUGAGCUGUUAACCGUUACUUUUGUAGUUGUGUCUUCUUAGUGAGUCGAUUAACCUAUAAGUUUGGUCAAGGCUGAUCAGUGAAAUCGCCUUAUUAAAGCCUGGAGCAGGUUAGAUACGGUGGUUUAAAGCAUUUAUUUGUAAUGUCUAGUAAACAUGGAAACAUAC
Messenger RNA from Macrobrachium nipponense, 4676 nucleotides. RefSeq names its product metabotropic glutamate receptor 3-like. NCBI's taxonomy places the organism in Eukaryota, Metazoa, Arthropoda, Malacostraca, Decapoda, Palaemonidae. Gene Ontology annotation, biological process: G protein-coupled receptor signaling pathway. Gene Ontology annotation, molecular function: adenylate cyclase inhibiting G protein-coupled glutamate receptor activity. Gene Ontology annotation, cellular component: plasma membrane. The record is from RefSeq and is a predicted model, not a curated record.